AUGCUAACGAGAGCCGCUCGUAACUGUUUUCGACAAUACCGUGCGGCUCUUGGUCGUUCGGCGUACUCGACCGAGUGCAAGUCUCACGGUACCCGAAGUGGUAUCGUGCUGGGCGUGUACCAAAAUGGCACGUCAAUGGAGUUCUCAAGAGAAGCGACGGCGUUUAACGAUCGGCUGGGCGGACUCCUGGAAAAGUUGGUCGCGUCCAUUGGGGUAAAACAAGGCGACGCGUUGCUGUUGAACAACCUGGACAAGGAGUACCCAAACCUGGCGGUGGCCAACCUGGGUCCGACCGACGUGGGAAUGGAUGCCAACGAGUACAUGGACCUGGGCAAGGAAAACGUACGUCAAGGAAUUGGCAAGGCCGUUGUACUGGUGACCGACGAGGGCGCCACAAAGGUUUUCGUGGACGGCCUCAAUUGUCCGGAAACGGUGGCCGAGAGUGCGACACUGGCCGCGUGGAAGUUCGAGGGCACAAAGUCAAUGGAAAACCAGACCGCCAACGUGACCGUCGAGGCACUCCACAGAGACGACCGGGAGCUUUUCGAGAGGGGCACCGUGUUCGGGGGUGUACAAAACCUGGCCCGCUUACUCACCGAGAUCCCGGCCAACAUCCUGACGCCCAACAAUUUCGCCGAACAAAUGAUCCGUACGCUGUGUCCGUGCGGCAUCACCGUCGAUAUCCAAGACCGUGACUGGAUUGAAGCGAAGAAGCUGAACGGGCUGCUCGAGGCGUCCAAGGGAUCGUGCGAGCAACCGCUAUUCGCCGUCCUCUGCUACACCGGUGGCAACGAUAGCGAAAAACCGAUAGCGCUCACCGCGCACGCCACCACGUUCGACACGGGCGGCGCGUGUUUGCGCGAAUGCGACGACAUGGCCUACAAGAAGCGACACGUAGCGUCGGCCGCCACCAUCGUCGGCGUGAUGAAGGGCAUAUCGCAACUCAGCCUGCCGAUCAACGUGAACGCGUACAUCCCGCUGUUCGAGAGCUCCACGUCGGGCACGGCCAUGCAUCCCAGCGACGUGUUGCAUGUCCAGGGCGGAAGGUCGGUACACGUUGACCACACGAAAUUCGUGAGUCGACUGGCCAUGGCCGACACACUGGCGUACGCCAGUUCCACCAACCCCCGGCUGGUGGUGCAUGCGUGUACACUCAGUCAAAUCGUGCACAGCGUGUUUGGAGAAUUGGCUGCGCCGUUGUUCACCAACAGCCCCCAGUUGUGGAAGGAGUUGGAGAGGGCGGGCGCGUUGAUGGGCGACAGGACGUGGAUGUUUCCGAGGUACGACCGCAAACGUCAGAUGAUGAUCAACGAUCCGCUGGCCGACGUGGCAGUACUCGGAGAAGGCGGUGUGAUGCUCGACGAUCUGCCAAAAAGCGCAGCGUUCGCCAACGAGUUCAUCGACAACCUGGACUAUGUCCAUCUCGAUGUGGCCGGAGUCAGUAAAAACACCGACGAAGUGACUUACCCGUAUCUGAGGAAAGAGUUUGCUACAGGGCGCAUGACAAGGACCCUGCUGCAGUUUAUCUAUCAGUUGUCUUGUCCCCAUGACCCACCACCACCACCACCGUCGCCAACAAGAAGAUGA
Messenger RNA from Adelges cooleyi (spruce gall adelgid), 1587 nucleotides. RefSeq names its product cytosol aminopeptidase-like. Lineage: Eukaryota; Metazoa; Arthropoda; Insecta; Hemiptera; Adelgidae. Gene Ontology annotation, cellular component: cytoplasm. Gene Ontology annotation, molecular function: manganese ion binding; metalloaminopeptidase activity. The record is from RefSeq and is a predicted model, not a curated record. Gene Ontology annotation, biological process: proteolysis. The coding region runs from base 1 to 1587 and encodes 528 amino acids. The transcript has a single exon.